Messenger RNA from Plasmodium fragile, 450 nucleotides. RefSeq lists its product as uncharacterized. The transcript is spliced from 4 exons. Lineage: Eukaryota; Apicomplexa; Aconoidasida; Haemosporida; Plasmodiidae. Bases 1 to 450 code for a protein of 149 amino acids. The record is from RefSeq and is a predicted model, not a curated record.
AUGUGGCCGGUGCUGAAUAAUAUUAAUGCCGGAAGAAAUAUGGUUGCAAUGUGUUGUGCACAUACAGGGUACUGGAAAAUUAUUAAUGCCAUAUAUGUCCCAGAAAAAUGCAAUAGCCUUAUCUUCGAUAGAAUAUAUGCCACCCGUGUUUGGCAUGCAAAAUUGAUGAAAAAAAAGAGAAAACAGAAUGAAACAGGAAAAAAAAGAAAAAGGAAGAAGGAAAAUAAGGAAGAAAGAAAAGAUAGAAAAGACAAAGCUAAGGAAAAAAUAGAAAAAAUGCUACACUACACUACCAUUCAAGAUGCUAGAUCCUACAUCCUAGAAGCCUCUAUUAAAAUAUUUUACAUAAAAUACCCCAUCAUUUUGAACAUAAAAGAAUAUUUAAACGUAAAAAGCCAAACCCUUAAGCCUGAAAAGUAUCCCAUCAUACCCUCAAUACAAAUGAUCUAG